AUGUCAACAGAAAGACUUAUUCUGACCCAAGGAAUUAGGUGCAAAUUGACCUCCAAUGGUCUUGUAGGUAUCGACCAAUUACUAGUUAGUGAUACUGCUGAAUCCUCCAACAAUUAUUUCGACUGUUUUCCAUCCAUUGACUCCUCGGCGGUCGCAGGAACUUUACCCUUCAAAGAUAUACUUUACUGUAGUGUGUUAGAUGACGAUGUAUAUGAAAUAAGUUAUGCCCAGAGCCAUAAGAACUCCAUAGUUACCAAGAAACUCAUGGCUCAAAUUGAAGACCCCACCAGACAAUUCAAAUUCAGCUCUCCAACUGAAUUAUGUAAGAUUAUUAAUGAUAAGGCUUAUGAGAAUAGUCAAGUAUCGCCAUCAAUUCUCAUCCUUAUAAACCCUAAUGGGGGCCAAGGUAAAGCUUCUAGAAUAUUUGAUGAAGAUAUAAAACCCGUGCUACAAGCAGCACACGUAUCGUUGGAAGUAAUGGAGACCAAGUACUCGGGCCAUGCUCGAGAUAUCGCUAAAGAUUUAGAUAUUUCUAAGUAUGACAUGAUAGUGUGUUGCUCAGGUGAUGGGAUCCCUCAUGAAGUUAUCAAUGGGUUCUAUCAACACCCAGAUAGAGGGGUUGCUGCGUUUAAUAAAUUAGCUGUUACUCAAUUACCCUGUGGAUCAGGUAAUGCGUUAUCUUUAAGUACUCAUGGAACUAAUGAUGCUAAGGUUGCAACCUUGCGAAUGUUGAAAUCCCGUAGGACUAAAUUAGAUCUUAUGGCAGUCACUCAGGCUACUGAUGAUGGUGGAGAACUCACAAGUUUAUCAUUCUGUUCUCAAUGUUACGGAGCUGUGGCUGAUUCAGAUAUCGGGACCGAACAUUUGAGGUGGAUGGGGCCAAUAAGAUUUGAUUUGGGUGUUGCCCAUAAGGUUUUCACUAGAGCAAGGUACCCUUGUGACUUAUACGUGAAGUAUCAGACCCAAACUAAAGAAGAGUUGAUUGAUUUCUUCAAUGAGAACUAUGAAAAUCAGAAAUCUAAAUCUUUGAAGGUGUUGACUGAAGAUGAUUUCAAACUUUUGGCCCCUAAAUUAACCGAUAAACCACCUACGGAUUGGAUAGAGGUGGAUGAUUCCAUUGCUUCAAAUAUCAGUAUUUUCUAUAUUGGGAAAGUUCCAAUGGUUUCAAGUGAUACUCAAUUUUUCCCUGCAGCUUUACCUAAUGAUGGAUCCAUGGACAUGAUCAUCACUGAUGUCAACACACCUUUGAUGGACUCAGUAAAAGCCUUGUUAUCGGUGGAUAAAGGUCGUCAUAUAGAUUAUGACGGGGUUCUUCAUAAUAAGAUAUCUGCCUAUAGGUUAGUACCGAAAUUACCUGAACAUUCCAAUCAUUAUAUCUCCAUUGAUGGAGAAAACUUCCCCUUCAGAACCAUGCAAGUAGAGGUAUUGCCAGGGAUUUUAACGGGUCUUUUAGAUAAUGGUUUAUUCGUAGAUACUUCUUUGAAAAAGUAG
This is a messenger RNA of Yamadazyma jaroonii, 1491 nucleotides long. Lineage: Eukaryota; Fungi; Ascomycota; Pichiomycetes; Serinales; Debaryomycetaceae. The record is from the annotation of a GenBank genome assembly.